Molecule: messenger RNA, 426 nt
Organism: Dioscorea cayenensis subsp. rotundata (Guinea yam)
Lineage: Eukaryota; Viridiplantae; Streptophyta; Magnoliopsida; Dioscoreales; Dioscoreaceae
Product: xyloglucan galactosyltransferase XLT2-like
Exons: 1
Coding region: 1-426 (141 amino acids)
Source: RefSeq, a predicted model, not a curated record
AUGGCUGAUAGGCAAUGCAUUGGUGGUGGUGGAUCAACUUUGAGCUUGUUCUUGAACUCGACGUUCUGUUUGCAGCCCAGAGAUGAUAGCUUUACUAGGAGAUCUAUGUUUGAUUGCAUAGUGGUGGGGGCUAUUCUAGUGAUGUUCUGGAGAAGAAGUGCACAUGAGCAAUAUGAGUGGUACUUGCCCAUGGGGGAGGAGAAGGAGAAAGAGUGGUUGGUGUUUGCGGAUAAGAGGAAUGUGAGAAGAGGUGUGGUGAGAAUGAAGGAAGUCUUGGAAGGGAUUGAGGAAAAGAAGGUGAGGAUGAUGAGGAAGAAGGUGGUAGAGUUGAUUCCCAAGUUGGUGUACUUGGCCGAAAAGUGGCUAUAUGGAGGACGUCGUCGAUGUGGAGCUCAAUGGGUUUUUCCAGAGGGUGGAGAAGCAUAG